AACACAUCUAUACAUACAUUCUCUAUAUCUAUAUAUCUCUAAUUCUUCUUCAAUCCGCCAUGAUUUCUGCAGAGCUAGCUCGCACAGCUGUCGGCAUUGUCGGAAAUGUGAUUGCUCUAAUUCUGUUCUUAUCCCCUGUGCCAACAUUCAUACAAAUAGUGAAGAAAGGGUCAGUGGAGCAGUUCUCACCAGUGCCUUACCUAGCCACUUUUAUAAACUGUGGGAUAUGGGUGUUAUACGGACUGCCAAUGGUCCACCCACACAGCUUGUUGGUUAUCACUAUCAAUGGCACAGGCUUUGUGAUAGAGACCGUGUAUUUGACCCUUUUCAUAAUAUACUCUGACCGUAAGCAGAGGCUCAGGGUACUUCUUAUAAUGGUUGUUGAGUUACUAUUCCUUGGUGUUCUGACUUCCCUUGUUUUGACCGUGGCUCACACCACCAAGCUCAGGUCAACUAUUGUCGGUUCUAUUGCCAUUGCUGGCAAUAUUAUGAUGUAUGCUGCUCCUUUAUCUGUUAUGAGACUUGUGAUUAGAACCAAAAGUGUGGAGUUCAUGCCGUUUUUCUUGUCUCUGUUUUCAUUGCUCAACGGCAUUAGCUGGACCAUCUAUGCACUGAUUCGCUUCGAUCCCUACAUUGUUCUACCAAAUGGGCUUGGAUCACUUUUGGGCGUAGCCCAGUUGGUACUCUAUGCAUUUUAUUAUAAGUCAACAAAGCGACAAAUGGCUGAGAGGAAGGCAAUUGCAGAACUGGGCUUGUCUGGAACGGGUCAAUCUAUCAGCUCUUCAAAGAAAACAAAUGUGGUCCAUGAUGAAUAUCCUUAGAAGUUUUUAUUAUGUAGUAAUCCCCUUUACAUUACACCCAAUAAUGGGAUCAUAAUUACCCAUUAUGGUAAAAACAUGCAAGUGCUAGCUAAUGUUGUCUUUUUAAUUACUGUUUAUUAAGUAAGUGCAAUGACUCAAGAUAUGUUCAUUUAAAAGCUCUUACAGCUAGGGAAAUAUCAAAAGAUAUAU
Messenger RNA from Erigeron canadensis, 1010 nucleotides. RefSeq names its product bidirectional sugar transporter SWEET4-like. Gene Ontology annotation, cellular component: membrane. Gene Ontology annotation, molecular function: sugar transmembrane transporter activity. Gene Ontology annotation, biological process: carbohydrate transport. The transcript is spliced from 5 exons. The record is from RefSeq and is a predicted model, not a curated record. The coding region runs from base 60 to 821 and encodes 253 amino acids. NCBI's taxonomy places the organism in Eukaryota, Viridiplantae, Streptophyta, Magnoliopsida, Asterales, Asteraceae.